Messenger RNA from Sitophilus oryzae (rice weevil), 1076 nucleotides. RefSeq names its product D site-binding protein-like. Gene Ontology annotation, cellular component: nucleus. NCBI's taxonomy places the organism in Eukaryota, Metazoa, Arthropoda, Insecta, Coleoptera, Curculionidae. The coding region runs from base 131 to 892 and encodes 253 amino acids. Gene Ontology annotation, biological process: regulation of transcription by RNA polymerase II. The transcript is spliced from 2 exons. Gene Ontology annotation, molecular function: RNA polymerase II cis-regulatory region sequence-specific DNA binding; DNA-binding transcription factor activity, RNA polymerase II-specific. The record is from RefSeq and is a predicted model, not a curated record.
ACGAGCUAUAGUUCUUAGCCCGGCUACCUUAGCGAUUUGACUAAAAGUGGUUUUAGUUUAUGUGUCGGUAUUAGAUAUAUAGGUGACUCUUGGACAAGAACUAUUCUUAUAUAAACAUUGUUUUAUUUGUAUGGUUCCAGUGAAAACCAGUGCUUGUGUGGAUAUAAUGUCAAUGAAAAUGGAAGUGCUUGACCUUAGCGUCCGGAAACAUUCCCAAGCUCCCAUCCGAAACGCCUGUUCCCCAGGCUACAUGGACUACCACAUGUACCCUAACAACGCAUCUCUCAUGUCAUGGCAGUAUUAUCAUCAAUCGCUGCAGCGUUUUGGCGAACCCUGCCAUACCCUUGCUCAGCCUUCUGUAAGUCCUGGUACAGUUCUCAGACCAAGUCCAGUAAAUUCGGGCACUUCCGCCGAAUGCGACUUGCCAGAAAGAUCGCCCGAUUCCUCGCUAGCUAGUUCUAGCGAUCUAGAACGGAGCAGUAGAGGAAAUUUGGCUAUUAAGCGACCCUUUAAGCUGAUAUCUUCGAUUACGAAAAAUGCUGCGCCGUUACUGACCUCUAUUGAUACGGAUGAAAAUACCACUUACGAGUACGAACAAUUUAGGAAGAAAGUAUUGUCGCAGUACGACUCAAAGCAGAAAAACGAAUCCAACAAGAACAUGAGGCGAACUAUAGCGACAAAUGCCGAACGAAGCAAAGAUCCAGAGUACGUGGCGAAGCGUAGGAAAAACAACGAAGCUGCGAAGCGAUCUCGAGAAGCUAGGAAAGCCAGAGAAGAUGAAUUGGCGAUCAGGGUGGCUUAUCUGGAGCAGGAGAAUAUGAAACUGAGGUGGCGGCUUGCGUUAGUGGAAAAGGAAAAGAAGUUAUACACGCGGCAAAUCGAGUGUGUAUAACUUUCUCCAAGUUUAUAUGUUACGGACAAUGAUGUAUACUGGGCGUUUACGAUAAUACCGGGCUAAUAAGGAAAGAACCCAAUUUAAUCGGAUAAUGUAUGUUGAAAAAAUUCACUCACCGGCACGAAAAAAAGGGCACAUUAAAAUUUUUUCAGAGUUGCCAAUAUUUACUAUUUUACGUCUU